Messenger RNA from Leishmania major strain Friedlin, 2352 nucleotides. RefSeq names its product putative C-terminal motor kinesin. The record is from RefSeq and is a predicted model, not a curated record. Bases 1 to 2352 code for a protein of 783 amino acids. Gene Ontology annotation, molecular function: microtubule binding; microtubule motor activity; ATP binding. The transcript has a single exon. Gene Ontology annotation, biological process: microtubule-based movement. Lineage: Eukaryota; Euglenozoa; Kinetoplastea; Trypanosomatida; Trypanosomatidae.
AUGGCGGGUGCCAAAGGCGGCAACGCCGCCUCGCCGACAGACGCAUCUCCCAGCGACUCCGAGAGACGGCUUUGGGACACGUGGCGGGACAAUCGCGAGCGGCUGGAGCGCGAGGUGCAGAUACUGACGCAGUACUCGCAUAAGCUCGUGGAGGAGACGCAGACGGUCCAGGACGCUAUGGAAGGCAUGCUCACCGAGUUCGAAGGCGAGAGGAAGCGUGUCGAGGCGCACCACGGUGCGACGGUGGCGCGCUACCAAGGCUUCAUGGACGCCCUGCGCGCACGCGAGGAGGCCUGUCUGGCAGCGAAGCAGCGAGCGCUGGAUCGCAUCCGCACUUCUCGAGAGACUGUGAGUCGACUUCAGCGAGAGCAGGAGGCAACGCGGGAUGCCAUCAUUUUGGCGACAGACGGGCGCGAUCGGCUGGAGCAGGAGCUGGCCAGCGCGAACGGCACGGCUGCGGAGCGCGCGAUAUCCCUUGAGCGCCUGCAGCAAGAGGAGGAUCGCAUGAAGGAUGCCACCUAUGGCCUUAGCGGGGAGGUGAAGGGGUGGGUGCUGGAGAUGGAGCGACUCCGCAAAGAGAAGCACCGCAUCGAUGUGCAGUCGAUGGAGGCUGAGGUGGCUCGGCGAGAGCUGUACUCCCUGUGCGAGGAACUGAAAGGCUCUAUUCGUGUCUACUGCCGCGUGAAGGGCUCUGCCCUGCCAGUAGCUUCGCAACUGCCUAGUGAUGACACCAUAUGCGGUGCGGCGCCGGCGCUGCAGGCCGUUCGCCCGUCAAGGCCGGACAAUAUUAGCACCUGCGUGGGAGAGGGCGCUGCAGCUACUGUGGUCGCGCCUGUCGCCAUGCCCCCCGUCAGCCGGCUGCCCAGCCGCAGUGGAUCGACGGGGUCGUCUCUUUCAGCCGGCAUGCUGGCGGUCGCGAGCACUCCCACGAGCACCGUAGGAGCUGCCGUGGCAAAAGCAGACGCCCGUCGCAAUGCCGGUGGUGGUGGGUCGCGUAGCGGCUGCUCCACGACAAGGUCAAGCAUAGCCACGGCGAGCGUCAUGGGGGACGGUGAGGCCGACGCCACCGCGGACGAAGGUGCAGCACCCGUCUUUUCCUUCCCGGAUCGCGGGGAGGCAGAUAAUCUCAGCGACGCUAACCGGAGGGCGGAGCAGGGCGGGCUCCUGCGAGUGCGUGGGGCAGCGCCGACGGCGACCGCAGGCGGUGCCACGGCAGCCUCCGCCCAUGCCGUGAUGCCGCUCCUCUGCCCUUCGACAGCGCAGGGUCCGGGAGAGGAGGAGGCGUAUCUUCUCGUGGAUGCUGCUGCGGCUGCUGCGGUACAUCUGCCGCACAGUAGCGGGCGAUCCAUCACAAUCCACCAGACGCGCUCCAACGCCACUUCGACAGGCCUCAGCAGCUUCACGGAGACCUUCACCUACGACAAGGUUUUCACUGGCGACGCCCGGCAGGAGGAGGUGUACCGCGAUGUCGAGCCACUCGUGCGCAACGCCGUUGACGGCUACCGCGUGUGCAUCUUCGCGUAUGGGCAAACAGGCAGCGGCAAGACCUUCACCAUGGAGGGCGACGUGCAAGGCAGGCCGGAGGUGUACGGCGUCACUCCACGCGCUCUUCAGACGAUACUGCAGCGGCAAGCCGAGCUCGCCAACGAGGGCUGGAGCUAUGAGCUGUCUUGCACGUUUAUCGAAAUCUACAACGAUGUCAUCCGCGACCUGUUUCAAAGUGGGUCGGCGCGAUACGAGGCGAUGCUGCAGCAGCAGCACACAGCUCCGACAACGUCCUCCUCCGCUUCUGUGUACCACACGAUCAAGCACAGUGGAGACCGCACCCACAUCACCAAUGUGAUGGAGCGAAAUAUACGUAGCGUGGAGGAGUUCCUGCAGCUCUACAAGCAGGCAGUGCUACAGCGAAGCACCGCCAAGACAGAUCUCAACGAUGUCUCCUCGCGCUCGCACUGCAUCUUCACGCUGCACAUUUCCGGCACAAACGCCACGAUUCGCCAACGCAGCGACGGGGUGCUCUGCCUAGUCGACCUCGCAGGCAGCGAGCGUAUCAACGAUAGCGGCGUGCAGGGCAAGCAAUUCAAGGAGGCGGUGAACAUCAACCGCUCCCUGUUGGACCUCGGCAAGUGUAUCCGCGCUCUGCGCUGCGGGGCGGUGGUGCCGUGGCGUAACUGCAAGCUCACAUAUCUCCUCCAGAACUACCUCGGCGCGAAAGGCGGGAAGAUGCUGAUGAUCGUGACGGUUUCCAAUGCGAAGGCGCACGCGCUGGAGAGCUUGAACUCGCUGCGGUUUGCGGCACGGGUGCAGGAAACAUACGUUGGCACGUCUGUGAAGCGCGUGACAAGUAUCUAG